AUGUCAGUAUAUUUAAUUGCUAUUAAUUAGUGUAUGUUGGAGGCAUUAGGAAGCUAUAUGUUGAAUGAUUGCAGAGACAACCAUUUCAUUUCCUCUCUGGAGUAAAUUAGUGAGUGACAGGAACAGAAACAGAAAGGGAGUGUGUGCCGGUGUCAGUAGCGAUAAACUAUCUCCUUUUCUUCUGCUUUUAUGGGAGGGACACACUGAGCGUUGUCAUUUUUUACUUCUGAAUUAUUUUUGCAUGUUAGAAAGCAGAAGCCAAGACAGUGUUCUUAUGAGACUUUUGGAGAGAUUUGGUUUCUUGGCAGAUGUGUUAUUGCCUGGUGGUUACUGAAUACUUUUUGUGGAAAUGGCAAACAGAUUAUUAAUAUUGAACAUUUGCCAUGUUUAAGGAGGAGAAGUGCUGAAACUGCAUCUCCCAUAAUGCACAUAGGUUUUCUUAUAGCCUGGAUCAGCUGACCUGGAUUGUGACACCGUCUUUAUUUCCUGUCCAGCAUGAAUGGAAAUGACUUGUAUAUACCAGUAUCUUUUUUUUCCUUAGUCAGGUGAUUUAAUGACUUUUGACCAAAAUCUGAUUCAGAGCAAUGGCCAAAAAGUGAGCUGACUUACUGGCUCGAAUGGUGGAAAACUACUUCUUUCUGGGGGAAGCAAUGUCACGAAGUAAUAUACUGCAGUCUGCUCUGUUAUCUUCAUAUUGAAGCAGAACUUAAAAGAGAUCUUUAAAAGAAAACUAGAGCUUUUCCAGGCAGAAGCUGACAACUUCCGAAGAAAAGACAAAAUGUCAUCUGAAUCGAAAAAGCUUUUUAACAUAAUUAUUUUAGGAGUGGCUUUUAUGUUUAUGUUCACUGCCUUCCAAACAUGUGGAAAUGUUGCGCAAACAGUUAUCACAAAUUUAAACAGCACAGAUUUUCAUGGCAGUGGCUAUACCAGCAUGGCCAUUAUUUAUGGAGUGUUUUCUGCAUCAAAUCUCAUUUCACCUUCAGUGGUUGCUAUAGUAGGACCGCAAAUCUCCAUGUUUGUUAGUGGUAUAUUUUAUAGUGCAUAUAUUGCGGUUUUUAUCCAGCCUUUCACGUGGGCCUUCUACACUGCUUCUGUUUUCAUUGGGAUAGCAGCUGCUGUACUUUGGACUGCACAGGGAAAUUGCCUGACAAUAAAUUCAGAUGAAAACACCAUUGGGAGAAAUAGUGGAGUAUUCUGGGCACUUCUACAGUUCAGCUUGUUUUUUGGAAAUCUCUAUAUAUACUUGGCUUGGCAAGGGAAAACCCAUAUAUCAGAGGGUGACCGCAGAACCGUCUUCAUCGCUCUAACUGUUAUCAGUCUCGUGGGCACGGUUCUGUUUUUUCUGAUUAGGAAACCCGAGGAGUCAAAUACUCAGGAGGGGGAAGAUUCCACUAAUGAAAACCUUGGGGAUGCCUCGUCUUCCCAAAGCAAAAUGACGAGAGCAGUGGAUGCAUUUAAGAGAUCUAUGAAGCUUUGCCUCACCAAAGAGAUUCUGCUUCUUAGUAUUACAACAGCCUAUACAGGUCUGGAAUUAACAUUCUUCUCUGGAGUGUAUGGGACCUGUAUCGGUGCUGUGAAUAAAUUUGGCAGUGAUGAGAAAAGCCUCAUUGGACUCUCUGGUAUUUUUAUUGGCAUAGGAGAAAUUUUAGGUGGCGGAUUCUUUGGGUUAGUGAACAAGAACAAUCGUUUUGGCAGGAACCCAGUUGUGAUACUGGGCAUUGUGGUCCAUUUUGUAGCCUUUUAUUUAAUCUUUUUCAACAUGCCAAAUAAUGCCCCCCUCGCUUCCAUUGAGGGGACAAAUGACCAAGCUUAUAUGGAUCCAAGCAAAGAGUUGGCCAUUUUUUGCAGUUUCCUUUUGGGGCUAGGAGACAGCUGUUUUAACACCCAACUGCUCAGUAUUUUGGGGUUCCUUUAUUCAGAAGACAGUGCUCCAGCCUUUGCCAUCUUUAAGUUUGUCCAGUCCAUCUGUGCUGCAGUUGCCUAUUUCUAUAGCAAUUACCUGCUUCUUCAGUGGCAGCUUCUGAUCAUGGUGGUUGUCGGGUUCUUUGGAACAAUAUCUUUCUUUACAGUGGAGUGGGAAGCACCAGCAUUUGUUGCCCGUGGCUCUGAUUACAGCAGCAUUUGAUCCAGGUGUUCCAUCAGUCUGAUGUGAGCAGAUAACUGCACACCUUUUUUUUUUAAAUGACUUGAGAAGGUAAAAAGAUCAAACCACAGAGGCCAGGAUGAAGGAAGACUGUUAAACCUCUGUCACUGUAACCAGUGGGAACAGCCACAGUGAAACAUGGAAAAACAAAAUGCCAAAAAUUAAAAGGCUCUUUUUCUUGUUUUAAUCAACCAAUGUCAAUGUGCAGGUUCACAGAAAUCAGGUAUUAGAAAAUGGAAGGAAAAAUGGGGAUCUGUGCAUUGAAAACAUUUAUUCUGAUGCAUCCCUUUCUUGAGUGCCUAUUUCUCUGUCACUCUUUAUGGAUGUGCACUACAAAGAUUCUAGUUUCAUUCCUCACCUUUUAAAUUAUUUUAUUUUUACAUAGAUCAAAGUUCUACAAACGCUUUUAUUAUAAAAAUUCCUCCUGUAUGUGAGUGAUAUGUUGUUUAAUACAUUAUGUUGUGGCACAUGUCUACAUAUAUGAGAAACUAGCCCAUGCCAAGGACUUCUGUGGCAAUACGAUCUUUAGAAGUAUUCUAGAGGGAAAUUUUUUCUUUCUGAUUCUGUGCCUCUCAGUUCCUUGGUUCUUAACUAUUUAAGUUUGUUGAUAUGCUAUUUUAUAUCUUAUAAUUUUAUGGGGGCUCAAUUAAAAAAAAUAAGGAGAGGUUGCAUGUUAUGGGAUGAUGUAAAAGAUUUUACAAUAAUCUGAACAAUAUUUUUCUACAAGACAUGGUCUGCAAAGAAGCACUUGAAACUCUCAGUCAUAUUCAUAGGUACUGAGAGCUUAGCAUCACUCAGGAUGAAGUUGUAGAUUAGCUUGCCUUCCAUAACUUCCUCAAGAUAACAGUAUAUAAAGAACCAUAAAGCCAUGGCUAUCAUCCCACAAACAUUUAUGCACCUCAGUUUUCCUUUUGAAUUCAUUGGGAUUACUCACAUGCUUAAUUAUUCAGGUGUGUAAGUGCAAUAUUGGGGCCUAUGUUAGUUUUACUGUUAGCAAAGACAUUUUGUGAUUUUUUUUUUCCCUCUCCCCCAUACACCUUUUUACAGCAUACUUGGAAUCAGUCAAAAUACUGUAAAAUGGCCCCUUGUUACUGCAUGCGCAGCAUCUGCUCAUAUGUAUGAGGAAAUAAUAUCUGAAAAACUGACUGAUAUAAACCAGUUUUAUUAUUCCAUAUAGCUGGGGAUGAUUCUUUAAAAACAAAGCUAGCAGCAGAGUUUGAGAUAAUGUAGGCACCAGAUGCAACACAUCUUUUUUUUUCCCCCUUUUUAUUUACCUAGCUGACUUUGUAGUACUUGUAGUUAGACUUUUUGACUGCUAAGUGAAUUUGAGGCAAUUUGAAACCCAAGAGAGCCUUUUAUAGUAUCUCUCUUGGUUUUAACCAUCUCCUACUUUCUAGCAAUGUAUCGUUUAAACUACAAGCCUUUUUGAGGCCACUUGGCAUGUUGACUUCUUUUUUAAAAGAAAGGCAAGAAAGUUGAUUUUUAAACCAUGUUUCAGUCGUCCCCUUCCCCCCCGCCCAACCCUCCUCUGGUCCCCCAUCUCUCUGCAGUGUAAAAAAUUACUUAGGUGUGUUUGGAAGUUGAACUUCUGUGGAAAUAAGGGAAUCCUGUGCUUUUCUGCAUCUCUGUCAAAGUGGCGAGUCUCUCAGUCAUGAGUCAAAAUCCUCACAUAGCACAAUCAUGUCUGUGCAGUUAAAUGGCACAACAACACUGAGUUUCUUUGAGUUCACCCUGAUUUUCUGCUGUGAGGUCAGAAAAUAUUAAUAGGAGGAUUAAUGAACCUCUGAGUGUUUGUCAGGGAAGGAGAUGAGUUAGGAGAUACAAGAAGCCUAUUAUAGGUCAAUUUUAGAAAACAUAAAAGGGAACGAGAUGGAGGAGAAUAUAAAAUAGGAGAGGGGUCUAACAUAAUCAUUCUGAUUGUUCAAUUGGACUGAAAGGGAAUAUUCAGGACAUGGAAUCACAUUGACUCAAUAUAUAUUAUUGAUGGAGCUAGCUGUAUAUUAGUUCCUCAGAUCUACUCCUUUUAUUCAGUAAUUUCAAAUACAAUAUUUUUACACAGAUACAUCAUAAAGGAGAGGCAUUAGGAAAUCUUCAGUGAUUUGUUAUUUUCUUAUUUAUAUUUUCUUCAAAAUACCAGAAGGGAUAAAGAGCUUUAUUUUAAGAUACAGAUACAUUUACCUUUUGCCCCUUUUAAUAUUCUUGGGGAUCUGUUCACCCCAACACAUCAGCAACAGAAAAAAGACUUUAAUUACCUAAAGCCCAUUAGGAGCAACUCUGUAUGGCAAUAUGUGGAUGAACAAAUUGAUUCUUAGGUAAUAUGAUGAUGAGUGAUUUACAGAUGUAUUUAAAAAUCAUGCAAUUUCAUUUUUCCAAGGUAAUGAUUCUCAUGAGAUUUGCUUUUUAAAAUGGGUGCUUUUA
Messenger RNA from Alligator sinensis (Chinese alligator), 4561 nucleotides. It is a transcript of the gene MFSD11, whose product is annotated as major facilitator superfamily domain containing 11. The coding region runs from base 779 to 2125 and encodes 448 amino acids. The record is from RefSeq and is a predicted model, not a curated record. The transcript has 14 exons. NCBI's taxonomy places the organism in Eukaryota, Metazoa, Chordata, Crocodylia, Alligatoridae.